Hydra vulgaris (swiftwater hydra) is the source of this 1324-nucleotide messenger RNA. RefSeq names its product zinc finger and SCAN domain-containing protein 2. Lineage: Eukaryota; Metazoa; Cnidaria; Hydrozoa; Anthoathecata; Hydridae. Gene Ontology annotation, biological process: regulation of DNA-templated transcription. Gene Ontology annotation, molecular function: DNA-binding transcription factor activity, RNA polymerase II-specific; RNA polymerase II cis-regulatory region sequence-specific DNA binding. The record is from RefSeq and is a predicted model, not a curated record.
AUCAUCUGAUUAUUUUUUUGUUUUUAUUAUGUUUAUAAGAGAUUUAUUUAAAAGUUUAGAAACUAAAUGUAAAAUGUCAAUAGGAAUUUUUCCAUUAAUAGCAGAACUGAUCAACUGUAAAACAAACCAGGAUUCUGUUGUUUUGUAUGAGGUUCGCUGGCAAACCAAUUGGAUUUCAGAAGAUAUUUUAAUUGAGCAGUUUCCUGAUGGACUUUCUCUUAUUCGAGAUUUUCAUUUAAAAAAAGAAAAGGUAAAAGCUGAACUUUCAGACGAUUUUACUCCUUCAAUGACAUCAGCUGAUAAUUGUUUGUUGCUAAGUUUAAAAGACUCUGAAAAGCAUACAGAUAAAGCAGGUGAUUUUGAAAGAGAAAAGACAACCAAGUUAAGUUGCAGUAAAAGUCUAUCUAGAGAAAACAAUGAAUUGUGUGAUGAUGUUUAUUUUGAAUGUCAAAACUGUCACAUGACAUUUGCUGAUAAUGAGUACUUGUCACGGCAUUCAACACGGUGUAUUAAUCAUGAAAAUGCUGAUAUUCGAUGUAAUAUUUGUAAGCGUGGCUUCACAACUAAAGGCUCUCUAGACCUUCAUGUAAAAUGUGUACAUUUCAAAGAAAAAGAGUUUCAGUGCAGUGUGUGCAAUAAAAUGUUUAGUAGGAAACACAUUCUGAAUAUACAUAUGGCAACUCAUGUAGACAGUAAAGACUACAAAUGUACAGUCUGUAACAAAUCUUUUAGUCAAAAAAGUAAUCUGCAUAGACAUAGUAGGAUCCAUACAUCUACAAACUAUGGAUACAAAUGCAGAUUUUGCGGACAAACAUUUACUCAAAACAAACAUUUGCAAAGGCAUGUUACUAAUAGUCAUGCACACGGAGUCACAUCUGAUAGCACAUAAUAUAAAAUAGUAGUAUAUGAAAAUGUUUUGUUGUCAUACAAAAAAUUAUGCACCGUGCAAUUGAUUGUACUUGAUAUCAAAUAAAAAUAUUUUGUUGUCAUACAAUAAGUUAUACAUGGUGCAGUUGAUUGUACUUUAUAUAUAAUGUAACUAUAUGUAAAUAAAUAACUUAAAAUUACACUUUUCUAAUGACAAUUCUUAUUUGUAUUGUUAAUUUUUGAUUUAUAUUUUUAAACAUAAAGUUCAUUCUUCACCUUUUUGUUGGUUUUUUAAACAAUUUUGUCUUUACGUUUUUUCAAAACCAUUUUAGUAAAUAUUUAUUUUACAUUUAUAUUCAUGUUUUUUUAAGUAAUGAUACAUUCUAUUGUAAAUUUUUUAAUUGUAUCUUUAUUAUGUGUAUAGUAGAUGUCAAAUAUAAAUCAGUUUAUGUAGGAA